UUCCGUGUAGGUAGAGUUUGGCCGGUGAUUCCCUGACUGAACAGGAACAGAGUGAAUUUUGUGUUUGUCUUUAAUAGUCUGUGUUUAUCAAACAUCAUGGAUCUCAUUUAGACCAAGAGUUAUUUUUUAAAGACAUAUUUCUUAAAAUAACUGCAUUCAAUUGCAUAAAUGUCUCGUUGAAUAAUGCGUUCUAAUGUUUGCAUUCGUGUCGUAGCAAAAAUAACUUUGAGUCCUUUUUAGAAACAAUCCACAACAGUUUAAGUUCAGCCUUAACCUAAAUCGGGAGUGAUUGAUAUCAAUUCGUUACAAAAUUUAGUUUUCAUUCAUUCUUUUUUAUUACUCUGAGGCAGAGUUUAUAAAUCACUAUGAACAACUGGGGUCAGUGGGGGGCUGCUGCUGCGGCCACCAAUGCUGCCACCUAUCCAGCAUCAACAUUUCCCACUCCACCAGUGCCGCCUGUUCCUCCAGCUGCUGGUGCAUCUACACCAGCUGCAACUUUGCCAGGGUUCCCCAUGGGUCAGACACCAAUGGGUUAUCCCUACUAUGGAGCUGCCGGAGCUAUGCCUGGGGCAGUGCCAGGAGGAUCUUACCCACCAGCACAAUGGCCAAUGACAGCGACCACUGCAGCGCAGCAACAGCAAUGGCAGCAGUGGGAGCAAUGGCAGCAGCAGUAUGCCCAAUGGCAAGCACAGUAUGGUGACAAGUGGACUCCUGAGAUGGUUAAAAAGUUUAAGUACCAGUCCAUGAUGGCGAUGGGAGGUAUUCCUACAGCUGCCGGAGUGGCACCCUUGACUGCAACUGGAGCCCCUCCCCUCCCAGGCACAGAUAAGGGAGCGGCUGGAGAUUCUUCAUCACAGGACAAAAGUAAUAAGAGAGGAUAUGAAGGAGGCAAACCUGAUACUGACACAGCCAGUCCUCAACAAGCCAACAAAAAAGCCAAAAAAGAUACAAAGGAGACUUUGGAAGAAAUGGCUGAGCAAGAAAAAGCUUUUGACGAACAGUUCAAAAACUGGGAAGCGCAGUUUAUGAAGUGGAAAGAACAAAAUAUAAAUCACCCUGAUAAGGAGCAGUACAAAGAGUACGAAGCUAAGUGGGAGAGUUGGAGGGAGCAGCUUGUACAGCGAAGGGAGCAGAUGAAGAGGAAGAGGGAGCAAAAACUAGCAGAGGAGAGGGCUGCUCAGUUGGCAGAAGCUACUAACACCGCAGCAGCAGAAGCUUCCAAGAGUGCCGCGAGUGUGACCACCACUCCUGCAACUGCGGCUAGUCAGAUGUUCCCCACCAUGGGCUACCCUCCACCCUCUAUCAUGCCUCCUGCAGGCUUCCCAGCACCCUUCCCAGGCCCAGGCUACCAGGGCUACGGCUUCCCAGGGAUGAUGGGAGUGCCUCCUGUGGGAGGGAUGGUGGGAGCGAACCCUGACCUGGUCAACCAUCCACCAGUCAUGCCACCAGACUUAUCUGUCCCAGACCAGAAUGCACCCCUUAAAAUGAAUGAACCUCCGCCAAGUUUCCAAAGAGCUCCUCCUAAAGGUAUUCCCGGCCUAGAUCUUCUUGCUGGAGGAGGUGGAAGGUCAGCUGAAUCACGAGACAACCAAGAGAGGGGCAAAAAACCUCCCCAGGUGCCUGUGACUGAGCCGUUGAUGCACUCUUCUGACGACAAGAACCCGUUUAACUUUCCUCCACCCAGUCAAGAUAAUAGCCAACAAGGAACAAGGAAUUACCAGUCAGGCCCUCCAGGAUAUCAAGGGAAUUUUCAAGGCCCGCCGAACAAUUUUCCAUCAGGGCCCCCCAACUUUCAAGGUGGACCGAACAACUUUAUGCCCCCAAAUAUGCAAGGACAGAACAACUUUGGACCACCAGGGUUUGGACCGAGGGGUGGUCCUCCCUUCAUGGGUCAAGGACCUCCAAACAUGCAAGGACCUCCAAACAUGCAGGGACCCCCUCCUGGUCCUGGGAGCAACCAAUUCAAUAAUCGUCCACCAUUUAAUCAGAACCAAGGAAACUUCCCGCCAAAACCAAAUUUUUCUGAAAACAGAAAUGAGCCAAGGAAAAAUUUUGGUCCUAAUAACCAAAAGAACUUGCCAAGUUUAAUGGACGGUUUUGAUCCAGAUCAAGCCCCGCCAAACUUAAACCUAGAAAGAAAAACUCAAGAUAAGCUUAAAGAGUGGGAAAAAUACUACAGUGAAGAAAAUGAAUAUGAAAAUGAUCCGUUUGCAGAGAACAACGACGAAGAAAAGUACAAUGACUCGGAGGAUAGAUACGGAGGUCCUCCUAAUUUCAAAGGGGGUCCCCCUGAUAGAUUCAAAGGAGGUCCAUUUGGAUCUGGUCCUCCAGGCAGAGGAUACAACAACAUGGGGCCUGAAAUCGAUGACAGAGGGGGUCCGAGGGGAAUGGAUCGCUUUGACAAAAAUGCAGGAGAUAGAGGCAAGUUUAGGGGCCCACCUGGAAAAUUUGAUGGACCUCAUAACAGGUUUGACGGCCCACCCAGUCGUGAGUUUGGCGGUCCUCCUGGAAGAAAACCAGAUGGACCACCCGGGAGAUACGAUGGCCCGGGGCAUUACCCUGGUGAUCGAGAAAACGAUGAUCCGUUCUCAAACUAUGACAGGUUUGGUCCUGAUGGUGAGCGAGGACCAAGGUUCGUUCGUGAUGGCAGAGGGGGCGGAACUGACCGAGGACGAGGAAGCUUUGGUGACUUUGAUGAACCUGAAAAUCCUGACUUUAGAGGACCUGACAACUUGGGAGGUAGAGGAAGCAAUAGAGAUGAUAGGUUCGGUCCUGGUCCACCAUUUGGUGAUGACUUUGCAGGUCCCGGAGGAAGACCUCCAAUGGACUACGGUGGCAGACCUCCACCAGACCAUGACAAUAGGAGAGGACCACCAGGCAAAGGCCCAGGGAUGUUCCCACCGAGAAUGGAUGGGAUGGCUGAUCCAAUGUCAAAAGAAUUCCCACGUCAUGGACCACCUACAAAUGAUGGGAAUUCCUGUGUUGAAUCACAAAUAGAAACUAACACUAGAAGAAAUGACAAAGGCCCUGAACCUAACCCAGAGUUGAAUAAAGGGGGUCCUCCGCCGUUUCCUCAUGAACUGAAGCCUACCCUGAUACCUGGUGGUGGUGGGCCGCCUGCUGGUCCCAAGUUGAUCUCUGACGCCCCAGGAGAUGUCACUGUGAUAGACUACUCUCACAGACCAGCUCCGCUCAAAGCUAAUGCUACAGACUUGGACAUUCCAGUGAUGAUUCAGCCGAUGCACAUGUUUGACUACCAACACGGGGCUAACCCUGGUCCUCCACCGUUCAUCAAGUCCUCCUUCCUGCCUAGAGGCCGAGACUUUAAUGACAUUGAACGUGACCUGGAUAGGGAGAGAGAGAGGAGUGACAGUAGAGGCAGAGGUCACAGCAGGGAGGACAGGUUUCCUGGCAGACAGGACAGACGGGACAGGGAUAGGGACCAUGACAGAGGCAAGGAGGACAGGUUCAGGGACAGGAGGGAUGACAGGGACAGGCGAGACGACAGAGACAGACGAGACGACAGAGACAGACGAGAUGACAGGGACAGGCACGACCGAGAUAGAGAUAAUGACAGAAAAGAUGACAGAGACAGCAGGGGUCGUAAUGACCGUGAACGUAACGAUCGGGAACGCAACGAUCGAGAACGUAACGACCGUGAUCGUAAUGACAGAGAACGUAACAACAGAGACAGAGAACGAGAAAGAGAGAGGGAAAAGGACAGAGAUAGAAGGAAUGAUGACAAGUCUAACGACAGCAGGAGUAAAGACCAAGGGGACAGGCGAGGGGUCAGGGAUAGGUUUGAUAACCUAAAGCCUAAAGACGACAGACCAUCAAGGGAGGAGCCGCCUCCAGCCAGACAACACCCAGCUGUUCUAAUAGAAGAUAUCCUCAACACCCCGGGGAGAGACAAGAGACCCAACAAGAUACUAGUCAUUCUACGAGGACCACCAGGCUCUGGCAAGAGCUUUGUGGCUAAACUAAUCAAGGACAAGGAAGUAGAGAAUGGAGGCAACGCGCCCAGGAUAGUCUCUCUGGAUGAUUACUUCAUGUGUGAAGUAGAGAGAGAAGAGGUGGAUCCCGAAACAAAGCGCAAGUUUACAACCAAGGUAAUGGAGUAUGAGUAUGAACCAGAGAUGGAGUCGCACUAUCGUCAGUCUCUUAUCAAAGCUGUCCGCAAGAACCUGGCCGACGGCUACUUCCCUUUCAUAAUCCUCGACUGUAUCAACAACAAACUGGAGCAUUAUGAAGAAAUCAACACGUUCGCCAAGCAGAAGGGCUUUCAGGUAUUUAUCUGUGAGAUGGACUCUGAUGUAAAUGUGUGUAGCAAGAGAAACAUACACAAAAGAACAGAAAAGGAGAUAGCGGAAAUGGUGAAGAAUUGGGAGCCAACCCCCACAUCUCAGACACUACUGGAUGUCAGGAGCUUACUGCAGUCUGCUGCCAUUACUGAGGUUGAAAUGGAAGAUGCUCCGGCAGAAGAGGAGAAGAAUGAGAAGACAGACAGUGGAGACAAAGAAGAGUCCAAGGUGGAAGAUGUAGAAGAGGCGAAAAACCCUGGAGAAAAAAUGGAAGAAGAGAAGAAAGAAGGUGUGAAACCUGAAGCAAACCCGCCUGCUGCGGACGAUAAAAAGACGGAGGAAAACACUAAUAAACCGGAACCGGAAAAACCUAAACCUCAACAGACACCUCCUCAAAAUCAAAACCAGUUUCAAAAUAGGGGUCGUGGUGGGUUCCAGGGAGGGCGUGGAGGUCCAAGGGGUGGCCGAGGUGGUUUUGGGGGUAACUACGGGAGAGGCUAUGGGGAUUACCAAAACUACCAAAACCAAAACCCAUAUAACCGGUUCCAAAUGCAAGGCAGAGGUGGAGGACGCGGAUAUUAUUAAUCCUUAGUUAAGGAUACCGACUAUAUAAAGUUAUUAGUGUUCAGAGUCAUCAUUUUACUUUGGCUUUCCUCAUAGCAUACUGAGGUUAGCAUGCUUCAUAAUUAGAUAACGCUGGUAUUUUAUCUAUCCUUGUUUUAAUUAAUGACUGUUGAAAGAACAGUACGUCAUGUCUUUAUUACUUUAGAUUACAGUAUGUAGUUAGUAUAGAAAAUAAGUAUUUCUCAACAUUUUAAUGUUUCUUAGACUAAGAUCUCGUACUUUAUGUUUUAUUUUAUGCACAGUGGUCGAGUAAUGAAUUUAAACGCAGUUUUAACGAUUUCUAUUCGUGUAUUUUUUUGAUAGUGAUUUGGAAUAUAUACUGAUACUAAAAACGGGUUUACUCUGAGUUAUGGUUAAAAAUUAUCGCAAAAUUUUGCUUUUAGUCUUGUUACUCCUAAGAUUGUCUAAUACACCUGGGUAAAAUUACAGUUUUACUGUACUUUGACACAUAUUUCACUUAUUGUUUCCUCGUGAUGCAUUUCGAUAUUUUUUUAUCUUAUGCGAUCUGGUACAGUUUUGAUGAUUCUUGUUGAAGAUGCUUCAAUAAUCUUACUUCAUGCAGGAUAGCGAGCUUUAUCAGGCAACCAAAAAUAUAAGUUGAUAAUACUUUAAAACAUGGGAUGGUACAGCAAAACUUAAUCUAUGCCACAUUACAUUUAGCUUAAAGUGUUUGAUGUAUAAGUGUACAUAAUCAUUCACGUUAAAAAUUCAUCGCAUAACGUUCUGCAUAUUCUACAAUAAAAUUGUUUUAAAGGUUUUUCUAAGUUUGCUAUAAGUAUUUGUGUUAUUUUACUAUGUGGGUGGCAUAAUAUUGUGUUUUCAUUGAAAUUAAACCCUUUGCCAAAAUGUUUGCAAAAGAUAGCAUAGUCAAUCAACGGUGUUGUCAUUAUUUAAAACAGAGUUUAACAUUGCCUAUGUUUAUUAUGUAUUCACAAUGUUUGGUUUAUUAUGAGUUUGAAUUUCAUCAUCAUUAUAAUGUUUUACUUUGAA
Molecule: messenger RNA, 5915 nt
Organism: Macrosteles quadrilineatus (aster leafhopper)
Lineage: Eukaryota; Metazoa; Arthropoda; Insecta; Hemiptera; Cicadellidae
Product: YLP motif-containing protein 1-like
Exons: 25
Coding region: 366-4886 (1506 amino acids)
Biological process (GO): regulation of telomere maintenance
Cellular component (GO): nucleus
Source: RefSeq, a predicted model, not a curated record